AUGCAUCAAAGAUACCCGUCUGGUCAUUCUACACCUCGUAAAAUCAAUCGAAAGAUCGAACUUGCUUCAAGUGCAGAUGAAAUCACGACAGGACAACGACGUCUGCCUAUAGCUGUAGGAACCGAAACAACAAAAACGUGGCCUGAACGAAAAAGAAAUAGCGGAGAUAUCAAAAGCAAAGACCUGGUCUGGUCUGGUCUGGUCUGGUCUGGUCUGGUCUGGUCUGGUCUGGUCUGGUCUGGUUGUACAACUUGCGGCGCAGAAGAGAAUAUCAAGAUGAAUGACGUGAUCUACAAGAGCUAUGAUCCUGCAAGGAAAGGACAAAGAUGGAAGUUCGAUGUUUCUAUUACUGUCGGUAUUGAAAUAAACGUUCAACAAAGUUUGCGCUGGAAGCAGUUGUGUUCAUCUAUCGAAAAUUUUGAACCUACGGAAUAA
Molecule: messenger RNA, 435 nt
Organism: Helobdella robusta
Lineage: Eukaryota; Metazoa; Annelida; Clitellata; Rhynchobdellida; Glossiphoniidae
Exons: 2
Coding region: 1-435 (144 amino acids)
Source: RefSeq, a predicted model, not a curated record